Molecule: messenger RNA, 744 nt
Organism: Hypomesus transpacificus
Lineage: Eukaryota; Metazoa; Chordata; Actinopteri; Osmeriformes; Osmeridae
Product: cellular retinoic acid-binding protein 1
Exons: 4
Coding region: 122-535 (137 amino acids)
Biological process (GO): fatty acid transport
Cellular component (GO): cytosol; nucleus
Molecular function (GO): fatty acid binding
Source: RefSeq, a predicted model, not a curated record
GAAGGAUCAUUACACAAGGAGAGAGAGAGGAAGAGACUGCGAGGAGGCAGAAAGAGAGCAUUCAGACUACAUCAAGAGGAGAAGAGACACAGGCAGGUACAUCUUCAGCCACCCCAAGAAAAUGCCCAAUUUCGCCGGCACUUGGAAAAUGAAGAGCAGUGAACAUUUUGAUGAUCUGCUGAAAGCCCUUGGGGUGAAUGCUAUGCUGAGAAAGGUGGCUGUGGCAGCGGCCUCCAAACCCCACGUUGAGAUCAGGCAGACUGGCGAGCAGUUCUACAUCAAGACCUCCACCACUGUGCGCACCACAGAGAUUACAUUUGUCAUUGGCCAGGAAUUUAAUGAGGAAACUGUUGAUGGCAGGAAGUGCAAGAGCCUUGCCACAUGGGAGACCGAGAGCAAAAUGCACUGCAGGCAAACCCUUCUGGAUGGAAAUGGCCCCAAGACAUACUGGACCCGGGAACUGAAAGGAGACGAACUCAUACUGACUUUUGGAGCAGAUGACAUUGUGUGCACACGAAUUUACUUACGAGAGUAGCAGAUCAGAAAGAGCUACCUGCACAGAUCACCACAAUAACAAAGCUUGCAAAACAGAAUCAUCUAAUCCAACAACAUUUCUCUCAAAAUAGUUAACAACCUAUAGAUGUUUAUGCAAAAUAAUCAUUUGCGACUGACCGUAACAUGUAUUCUGUUAUGUAUUUAACGUGCUUUCAGUGAUGGAAAUAAAAAAUAACUGUGUGCGUUGUU